This is a messenger RNA of Manacus vitellinus (golden-collared manakin), 501 nucleotides long. RefSeq names its product serine/threonine-protein phosphatase 6 regulatory ankyrin repeat subunit C-like. The record is from RefSeq and is a predicted model, not a curated record. Gene Ontology annotation, cellular component: nucleus; cytoplasm. Lineage: Eukaryota; Metazoa; Chordata; Aves; Passeriformes; Pipridae. Gene Ontology annotation, molecular function: protein binding. Gene Ontology annotation, biological process: regulation of barbed-end actin filament capping.
AUGGAGUACCUGGGGGGCACAGCGGGUGUUGGGGCCGGGGGGCCGGUGCCCGGUGCCCCCCCGGGCCCCCCGACGUACCCGAUGAUGCGCCGCUCCGAGUACUCCUUGCGCUUGUUGACUCGUUUCCCUUCUCCUUUGCAGCCUCCUCUGGUCCAAGCCAUCUUCAACCGGGAUGUGGAGGAGGUUCGGUCGCUGCUGAAUCAGAAGGAGAACAUCAAUGUACUGGACCAAGAACGCCGAACACCGCUCCAUGCUGCUGCCUACAUAGGAGAUGUUGCAAUCCUCGAGCUCCUAAUCCUGUCAGGUGCUAAUGUGAACGCCAAGGACACGGUUUGGCUCACCCCGUUACACCGCGCCGCGGCCUCUCGGCACGAGAAGGCACUUCACCUCCUCCUGAAGCACUCUGCGGACGUCAAUGCCCGCGACAAGCACUGGCAAGCCGCUGCACCGUUGGCCGCGGCCAACCGGGCCACCAAGUGCCGUGGCCGGCCCUGGUGCCGC